Messenger RNA from Lachancea meyersii CBS 8951, 1137 nucleotides. Lineage: Eukaryota; Fungi; Ascomycota; Saccharomycetes; Saccharomycetales; Saccharomycetaceae. The record is from the annotation of a GenBank genome assembly.
AUGAGCAGUGCAGUAAGACAGCGCCACGUAUUGGUCUCGAAGGACACCGAGAACACGGAGGCUGGGGGGGAAGUGUUGAAAGAAAAGACAGCGUCAAAUGAGGAACAACAACUACAAACAAAAGGCCAGCAACAGCAGCAGCCAGGGCCUCGUCGAGUUAAGAAAAAUGUCUCAAAGGUGGAUCGCUACUCGAUUCUGCUGUCGUGCACGUUCUUCAUUCUGCUGUAUCUAACCGGGCUAGCGUUCCCAGACUUAACGCAUAAAUUCACCACGUUGCAGUACAAGUUUCCCGGAACAGUUGAUGCAUACGACAUUGGAAUCGAUGAUGCGUACGUGGUAAUCACGUGUAUAGUGGCCCUGGUGCUGGUACGUUCGUUCCUGCUGGAGUUCGUGCUCAAGCCCAUUGCAUUGAAUCGGUUCCACGUCCGUUCCCACAAGUCGCAACAGCGGUAUGCCGAACAAGGUUGGUCUUUGGUGUACUAUACCUUUUCAUGGGUGUAUGGGUUUUAUCUGUACUAUAAAUCGCCCUAUUUCCUCAACUGCGACCACAUAUAUCUGGGGUGGCCCCACGACUACCUUUCCGGCACUUUUAAGCUGUACUACCUGCUUCAAAUGGCGUCUUGGCUACAACAAAUUUUGGUUUUGAAUGUGGAGGAGAAAAGGAAAGAUUUCUGGCAAAUGUUCGCCCACCACAUCAUCACUUGUUUGUUGACACUGGGAUCAUACUAUUACUAUUUCACCCGCAUUGGCCACGUCAUUUUGAUUAUCAUGGACGUGGUAGACAUUCUUCUUUCCAGCGCAAAAAUGCUCAAAUAUUGCGGUUUUUCUACCGCUUGCGAUUACAUGUUUGCCAUUUUCCUGGUCUUCUGGGUCUUGCUCAGACACAUUGCAUACAACUACAUAUUCUACCACGCUGGUACGAAAGCGCCAGGGCUUAUGGCCAAUGGUCAGUGCAUGGUCUCUAAAGUUCAAAAGAGAUGUUGGACGCCGUUUAUCAUUGAUGUUUUCCUGUGGCUACUAGGAGGUUUGCAGGUGAUUACCAUUAUAUGGAUGGCUUUAAUUGUGAAAGUCUUGAUAAAAAUUAUCAAAGGUGGUUCUGCAGAGGAUGUUCGCAGUGACGCCGACGAUAGCGAUUAA